CUGCCCAUCUAAUAACUAAGCCUUGCCAGUGCAACUUCGGGUCUAACUGGCAGACUGAUGUACACAGAAGAGGAUAGUCAGAUCCAGAGGUCAGAGGCUGGGGAGGCCAGAUAGAUGGGGAUGACCAGGGUGCCUUCCUGGAAGAGGAGCUCAGAGGUCUGGUGGGGGGCAGGGGAGGCAUUUCAGAAGUAGCAGGCAGGCAAGGGGAUGGAAGUGUGAGGUGGGGGUAGACUCCACCUGAAAAGACAGUAAUGGGGACAGGCCACAGAGGCCCUAUGUCAGGCCUGGGAGUUUAGUCCUGACCCUUGGGUAGGGAGCAACUGGAGACUUUGAGGAGGGGCAUGCCCAUGAAAGAUCCUCCUGGGUGGCCAGGAUGCGGGGUGGGGGGGGGGAGUGAGAGAGGGGAGGUGCUAGGACAUCGUGGAAUGGGGGUGGUGGUUUGGGGAGUAGGAGUCCCACCUCUGUGCUGACAUGCCGUGAGACCACCGGCAGGUCUCUUACUCUUCUGGGCUGGUUUCCUUCUCCGUCUUCUCCCAAAGGCCCUUUCAGACCAUGACUGAGUGAACUAAGGUGUGUGGGGAGAGGGAGUCACGUGGUUCCAUUAGCAUCACUAUUUUCUACUUUUCUUUGGCCUCAGAUGGAUCAUCACCCAUGGUUUACUCCCUGCUUCAGGCCCAUAUGGCUCAACCUCCAGUGCAUUAGCCUCACUGAAGAGAAAACAUGACCUUGGAGCCACCUUCCAGCUGUGUAACUUGAGAGGAACUUUGCUUCUCCCACCUACUUAGCAGGGAGGAUAUGGCCAUUGAGAGGCCUUCACAGCACACAGGGCAGUGAGUGCUCAAUUAGUGGCAACUGCCUUUCUCACUGUUGUUCCUGUCAGGUUUCCUGGGUAGGACUCUUGGCUGUAAGCUCCGUGGAGGCUGGUGGUGUCUCCUCCCCGGGGCUGAACGCCACCUGGGCCCCCAGUCAGGACGUGAUGCCCAAGGCUAGUGCAACUCUGCCCAGGCUCGUCAUGGGGACUAUGACGUGCACCUGCCCGGCCAGGUGAGCAGUCUCGAUACUCACCCCACCCUGGGCGGGUGCCCUGCAUCAUUCCUCAUGGGACUACCCCAAACACAGGUCCCCAGUCCCUCCCGAGGCACCAAGUGUGACAGGCACUUAUGUUCAACCAAACCCACCAGGACCUAAAUUCAAUUCCUCCUCCUUUUCUGUUUAAUUUUCUUUGAUUAUUGGGGGGGAUAGGUAAUACAUUCAAAUUCUUCAAAAUUUAAGAGGUACCAAAAGUGUACCAUAACCCCUCCCCCACUCCACCUAGUACACAGCCCCUUAGUUCCUCUUCCUGGAGACAACCAAUCUAAUCUUCCUGGGCUCUGGGAUCUCAAUGCCUUCUUGUUCACUGGGAUGCAUUCCUAGAAGGGCAAUGAUGGGUCACACGUUAUGGCCAUUUUGUAAGACCUUGGAUGUCCAUCAAACUGUCCUCAAGUUCCACAGGACUGGAUGUCCAAACCAAAUCUGAUUUCCUCAAGGUCAAGAAGUCUCAGUUACUAUCCCUCCUUACAGCAGCUGUGUGUCCCUAACCCGUGGCCUCACCUUCACAUCUUGACUAAGGCCAAAGCCCUCCUCUGGGCCUAGUGACUUGCUUUGUUUAUACACUCACAGGGCUUUUACCUAGGUCCAUCCGGGUGCAUCAGCUGACUGGGGGGGGGGGCGGGCACCACCCUUCCCAAAGCCGGCACCUGACUGGGUCAAGGGCCACCACCUUCCCGGAGGUGAACAGACUCUCUCAGCAGUGGCUGGAAAAGGACGCUCAGCAGCACCUGGCCAGCAGGGUGUUCUGAGGAACAGCCAUGUCUACCCUGUACCCGUCUCUGGAGGACCUGAAGAUGGACCAAGCCAUUCAGGCCCAGGCCAGAGCUGCAGCCAGGAUGCCCGCCCUGCCAGUCUCCCAACCUUCAGUUUUGUACCCAAGCCUGGCAGACUUGGAAAAUUAUAUGGGUCUUUCCCUCUCCAGCCAAGAAGUCCAGCAGAACCUGCUUCAGAUUCCAGAAGGUGCUGGUAUGGUGGGCUCUGGCCUGUCACCAGGCCAGCUGUUGGCACCGCUGUCUGGAAACAGCCUUGGCACACGGCGAGCAGAGAUCAAGCCUGGGGUGCGCGAGAUCUACCUGUGCAAAGAUGAGCAUGGCAAGACGGGGCUACGGCUGAGGGCCAUUGACCAGGGGCUCUUUGUGCAGCUGGUGAAGGCCAACAGCCCCGCGUCUCUUGUGGGGCUGCGCUUUGGGGAUCAGAUCCUGCAGAUUGACGGCCGAGACUGUGCGGGGUGGAGCACGGACAGAGCACACCGGGUGCUGAAGAGGGCAUCGGCAGAGAAGAUCGCCAUGGUCGUUCGGGACAGGCCGUUCCAGCGCACUGUCACCAUGCACAAGGACAGCACGGGCCACGUCGGCUUUGUCAUCAAGAAAGGCACGGUCGUCUCUGUGGUCAGAGGGAGUUCUGCGGCCCGCAACGGGCUCCUCACCAAGCAGUCCGUGUGCGAGGUGAACGGACAGAAUGUGGUCGGGCUGAAGGACAAAGCGGUCACAGAGAUUCUGGCCAUGGCCGGGAACGUUGUCACCUUGACCAUCAUCCCUACCGUGAUCUAUGAGCACAUGGUCAAAAAGUUGUCCCCGACCCUGCUCCACCACGCCAUGGACCACUCGAUCCCAGAUUUCUGAAGCCAGGGAAGCACUGCUCAGCCGUCCCAUACUCCCCACCCCUGCAGGAAAGGGCUCAGAGUCCUCCUAGGACAGGUGUGGGGGGCUGUGCCCAGGCCAGGGCUGCGCUGAGGGCACAUGUUCCAAGUGGGGCAGGUGGGGAUCCCGGUGGGAAGCCACCGAGACACACAGACACACGGGCCUCCCUGGAACCUCUGACCGGAACUGCACGCAGGCCCCCAGCAGUGAUUCUCUGUGCCUAUUUAAAUGCUUAGCACGUAGGCAGUCCAGCCAACGACUUCUUAAAGUUGCAGUUGGGUCCCUCACCAGAUUUUUGCUGCCCCUACCAGAAAAACAGUUUCACGUUUUGAGAAACACAACUACAUCCUUUGUGAGAAUGUUUUCUUUCUCCUUUCCUUGCCGUCUGUCACAAACUACAUAGUUAUAAUCCUUCAUUUCUUUUGAAUACAUACUUGAUUUUAAAUAAAGGCCUUUCUUCAAAA
This is a messenger RNA of Nyctereutes procyonoides (raccoon dog), 3193 nucleotides long. It is a transcript of the gene SDCBP2, whose product is annotated as syndecan binding protein 2. NCBI's taxonomy places the organism in Eukaryota, Metazoa, Chordata, Mammalia, Carnivora, Canidae. Gene Ontology annotation, molecular function: protein binding. The transcript has 9 exons. Gene Ontology annotation, cellular component: cytoplasm; plasma membrane. The coding region runs from base 1848 to 2711 and encodes 287 amino acids. The record is from RefSeq and is a predicted model, not a curated record.